GCGCGGGUCCGUUGCCGUGUGAGGGCGAUGGCGGCGGCCGGGCCGAGGGGGCGCGGUGGGCGAGCCCCGGCCCUCGACACGCUGAGGCUGGCCCUGCUCCUCGGAGCCGCGGCGGGCUCUGCCCGGGCCGCCGUGUACUUCCAGGAGCAGUUUCUGGACGGAGCCAACUGGCAGAGGAGGUGGGUGAACUCCGAGUACAAGCCGGACUUCGGGAAGUUUAAACUCACAGCUGGGAAGUUUUAUGGAGAUCCAGUGCGAGAUAAGGGUCUACAAACCAGUGAAAACUCUAAAUUUUAUGCUAUCUCCUCACGAUUUAAACCAUUUAGCAACAAAGGGAGGAGUCUAGUCAUUCAGUAUACUGUGAAACAUGAGCAGAAGAUAGAUUGUGGUGGGGGAUAUGUUAAGAUUUUUUCCUCAAACUUGGAUCAGAAGAACCUUAGUGGAGAUUCGCAUUAUUACAUCAUGUUUGGGCCAGAUAUUUGUGGAUCUGAGACAAAGAAAGUCCAUGUUAUUUUAAAUUACAAGAAUAAACCCCAUCCAGUCAAGCAACCGAUCAGAUGCAAGGUUGAUGGAUAUACACAUCUAUAUACUUUGAUUAUAAGGCCAGAUCAGACCUAUGAAGUAAAAAUUGAUAACGAAAUGGUUGCAUCCGGCAACUUAGAAGAUGACUUAGAUUUUUUGCCACCAAGGAAAAUUAAUGACCCAACAGUGAGGAAACCGUCUGACUGGGAUGAUCGAAUCCAAAUUGAUGAUCCGAAUGACAUCAAGCCUGAGGACUGGGAUGAACCUGAAUACAUUGUGGACACUAGUGCUGAGAAACCUGAAGACUGGGAUGAUGCUGUGAAUGGGGAAUGGCGUCCUGUCGUCAAGAAUCCUCUAUACAGGGGGGAGUGGAAACCCAGGCAGAUCGAUAACCCAAAUUACAGAGGAGUUUGGCCUCAUCCGCAGAUUGACAAUCCGAAUUACUCGCCAGACUUCAGCAUCUACAGCUAUGAAAAUAUCAGCAUCAUUGGGCUAGAUAUCUGGCAGGUGAGAGCUGGCACAAUUUUUGACAACUUCUUGAUAACAGAUGAUGAGGUUUAUGCAGAAGACUUCGGAGGUAAAACAUGGGGCGAAACAAAGGGUCCUGAAAAGGAAAUGAACAUGAAGCAGACUGAAGAAGAGCAGGAGAAAGAAAGGGUUACAGAAGAGAAAUACUUUGAGCAACGGUUUAAGAAAAAGCUAGGGAGAAAAAAAGAAUCUGGAAAGAACAGAGCACUGAGGAACGCUGUUGAGAAGGAAGAGCUUUAAUUGUUACUUGAAAGAAGUUCACUUUU
This is a messenger RNA of Phalacrocorax carbo (great cormorant), 1316 nucleotides long. The record is from RefSeq and is a predicted model, not a curated record. Lineage: Eukaryota; Metazoa; Chordata; Aves; Suliformes; Phalacrocoracidae.